AUGAAUGAAAUUACCUGUCACCAUGAAAAUCAAACAGCGGUAAAAGUUCUCCUCUGCCAAGAAGAACAAAAUCGUCUACUGAUCGAUUUCCACCAAAUUGCUCAAAAAGAAGAGAUAUUUCAAAAGCAGCAUCCUCUUAAUUGCAUUUGCGACGACCCGGCAUCAACAGGCUGUAAAGUGGCGAAUUUUCUGAGGCUUGAUUUUACCGACUGCACGAAAAAUGAAGCGAGAACUGUGGCAAAAUGCACGCCAAUUGUUGAGUCCGCGACAGAGGAAAUCAAGGGUUUCGAGAAGGUUGAUCCUCCUAAAGAGACAAAAAUUCAAGAGUUUUUCAAGACGAACUAUUCUUUUAGAGAAUGUUGUUUUGAUUGGGAAACAUGUAUUGGAGGAUCCGACGAAACGAAAAGAAUCCUCGAUACUUAUUCGACUCAAAAAAAUUGCAUCGACGCGUAUGAAAUAACAAGCCAAAACGAGUUCUACAAUAUCACCCGAAGUUUCCUCUACAAAUGCGCUCACGUGAUCCCAAUGAAAUCAACUAAGGCCAAGCACAUUAUGCAGUCCUGUCAAAUGAUGAGUCUCCAUUGUCAUCUUGCAUUUGCGAUGACGGAAAAGCAUUUUUGCUCGUGUAACAAGAUGACGGAAAAUCAAACAGACUUUGAACGCUGCUCCGUAUAUCAAGUCUUUCUCGAUCACAAUCCAUGCCUUGCCUAUUUCGAUCCAAGCGCCAAUCUGUCAAAGGCGACUGUUUUGGAGCACAAUGAAGAAGUGCUCCAUGAAAAGAGUUAUUCAAUGGAAUGGAUUCAAGUUAUAAUAGGAAAUCGCAUUCAGAUCAAUUUUUGA
Molecule: messenger RNA, 840 nt
Organism: Oikopleura dioica
Lineage: Eukaryota; Metazoa; Chordata; Appendicularia; Copelata; Oikopleuridae
Source: the annotation of a GenBank genome assembly